Messenger RNA from Pyricularia grisea, 225 nucleotides. RefSeq lists its product as uncharacterized. The record is from RefSeq and is a predicted model, not a curated record. The coding region runs from base 1 to 225 and encodes 74 amino acids. Lineage: Eukaryota; Fungi; Ascomycota; Sordariomycetes; Magnaporthales; Pyriculariaceae. The transcript is spliced from 3 exons.
AUGAACUCCUUCACAAACAACAACAACGGCACUGUCGCCCCUGGACAGCAGAACGCCGGCAUGGCGGGUGAGAAGAAGGACUAUGGCGACAAAGCCUUUGACGCACUCGCCAAGAAGUCUGGCCACCCCGUCGACCGGAACACCAGUGAAAAGAUUACCGAUGCGGCUCGGGGCGCCUUUGAGAAGGUGACUGGCAAAAAGGUCAACCCCAAGAUCUCGAACUAG